Rattus norvegicus (Norway rat) is the source of this 5890-nucleotide messenger RNA. RefSeq names its product myosin VIIA and Rab interacting protein (gene Myrip). Gene Ontology annotation, biological process: intracellular protein transport. Gene Ontology annotation, molecular function: small GTPase binding. NCBI's taxonomy places the organism in Eukaryota, Metazoa, Chordata, Mammalia, Rodentia, Muridae. Gene Ontology annotation, cellular component: perinuclear region of cytoplasm; transport vesicle; melanosome. The record is from RefSeq and is a predicted model, not a curated record.
CACCAUGACCAAGUCUUCUUAUGAAAGGAGGUGCUUAAUUGGAGCCCUGCUUACAGAUUCAGUCCACAAUCAUCAUGGCGGGGAGUAUGGCUGCAGGCAGGCAGGCAGGCAGGCACUGGAACAGUAGCUAAGUGAGAGCGUAUGUCUUAUCAGAAAGGUGGAGAGUAAGACUGUGGGCUUUUGAAACCUCAGUACCCACCCCCAGCCACCUCCAACAAGGCUCCACUAGCUGGGAACCAAACAUUCAAAUAUAUGAGCCCACGGGGGCCACUUUCAUCCAAACUGUAGUCCCAGAUGCAAAUUGGAGGGAUGGUGGCCAUGAAUGAAGGAAAGACUUAAAGCUCAAAUCCUACGAUGUGUUAUUGAUUUCUUGAGGGGUUGGAGAGACGGCUAAAUGUACAAAUCAUGGAUCACUCAUUACAAAGCAUGGUGACUUGAGUUGAAAGCCCCAGCACCCACAUAAAAAGCUGGGUGCGGUGCAUUUACCUGUAAUCCCAGUUCUGGGGAGGAAGAUCUCCAGGUCCAGCUCAGGGAAGUAGAGAGGGCAGAUCCCCAGGGCUUGCUAGUUUAUUGGGGAGCUCCAGGUUUAAAGAGACACCCUGUCUCAAAAAUUAUGUGGGAGCAAGUGAUGAAGGCAACCCGAACUGACCCCUGGCACGAGCACACAUGCACACAAACGUGCACACACACGUACACACAUGCACAUAUACACACGUACAUACAUACAUACGUGCACAUACACACACACGCACACACACAGGCACGCACACACGCACAUGCACACACACACACACACACACACACACACACACACACCUUAUUCAUUUAUUAAAAUUACAACACAAAACACCAAUGCCCGGUGGUAGCCCUUGUUUUCACAAAACAAUUCCUGCCCCUGCAUUGUUUUUUCCUUUGGACUAAAAGGACCUUACUUUGGGGCAAGCAAGUGACAGACAUCAGUCAGUGGCAGAUAUUGGUUCACCACAACCCCAGCACCCCCAUCUAAGCAUCUUACUACGGAUGCACAGUAAGGUCCUCUAGCUGUAACUGCUCGCUUUCUGGAGCAGCCUCUGCUUCCUGGGUUGCACAGUGGUACAGUGAGAGCAUUGACUAGUGAGAGCAGCCAGUCAAGCCAGUUUCCUCCAGCAGCCAGACAGAGCUUCUUUGGAAAUAGAAGCGCCUCACUCCCGUAGUUUACUGUUGUGUUGGGUAAGUUUGGAUGAAAGAAGCAGAAAAGGAAGUGCUCACACUUAAGAGGCAUCAGUAGAUCCUCUCUGGGCAAACCAGGGACACCGCAGGGAACCAGUGCCGCCCCUCCCCCUCCGCGGCCCUAGACCUCAGGGAGCCAUUGACAAUGCAACUCCUCCGUGUCCCUGGAGAUGGGCUGGGAGGAAGAUGUGAUCAUUUGUAUUCUGAAGAUAAACGUGUGAGGCGUAGGAAGAGAAAUCAGUGUUGUCAAGGCCACACUGAGGGAGAGAGCGCGCGCUGGCUGCUUUCGCCAGCGACCUCUGCGGGAUCGUACUCAUUAGUGGGGAGGCUGCACGCUCUCCCAGAUGAACCUCGAGAGUACAAAUUGGCUGCAGCUAAACCGAGAGCGGCCGAUUUCCAGAUCCACGUGACUAAAUCCGGUUACUUCUGGCAAAGGAAGAGUGAAUGCUGGUCUGCUUCAUAAGCAAAGGCUUCUGAGGACGCAGUCUCUGGAGUGGUUCUACAACAACGUGAAGACCCGUUUCAAGCGCUUCGGCAGCGCCAAGGUCCUGAAGAACCUGUACAAGAAGCACCGUCUGGAGAGUGGUGCCUGCUUUGACAUCCUAGGAGGAGGACUGUAUGAACCAAACCUGGAGAAUGAAGGGAGCAUUUCAGGGAGUGACUCCACAUUCUACAGGCAGUCGGAAGGACACAGCAUGAUGGACACCUUGGCUGUUGCCCUACAAGUGGCAGAAGAAGCCAUCGAAGAGGCCAUUUCUAAAGCAGAAUCCCAGAGGGACAGCCUGGACAAACAGAACGAGGCCAGCUACCUGCGGGACCACAGGCAAGAGCUGGCGGAGGAGCUGGCCGGCACCAUCCUGCAGAGGAUUAUAAGAAAACAGAAGGAUAAAGCUGACCUGCAUGCUGAGGAGGAGGAGCCAGAGUGUACCCGGCCCCAGAGUGGCGGUGUGAAGGCCAGGGGUGAGGGGACUGCGGCCCCUCCAGGACGACACAAAGCACGUGCUGCCCUCUGGCGGUCCCAGUCUGCGUUCUCCUUCACUACUGAAGACACUCUGAAGACCUCUUCAGCAGAGGCUGCUCCAAGGCAGCCCAAGGACCGUGCCCAGCGUCUGCUGGAGGAGUCUGCUCUGCCCAGCUGGAGGAGCAUGGACGGACUAGACGGGAAAAAUCUGGUCCCACUCCUGCAGAGCCCCGACGGGAACUGGAUGACUUUGAAGGACAGUAGUAGACAGCCCCCAACCCGCCUGCUGGCCAAGCCGAAGAGUAGGACCUUUCAGGCCCUGGAGGUGGCGUCCAGUGUGGCAUCUGCCUAUGAUGAGUUAGGUUCUGACAGUGAGGAAGACUUUGAUUACAGCGAAGCCUUGAGUAAACUGCGUCCACCAUCCCAGGGCAGGCUCAAGCAACCCCAGCCUCAGCCUGCACAGGCCCAGAGUUCCGGCCAAGGUCCCUUAGCCACCUCUCCCUCAAACCCUGAGGCCAUGUGCUCGGAUUCAGAGACAUCCUCCACUAGCUCAUCUCGGGAAGCCGGCUGUCGGGCUAAGCUCCUCUGGCUGCAGAGGAAGGCCCCCAAGAACCCCUCAGCAGAGAAGACGCACCUCCAGGGAGAGCUGGAUGUCAAUUUCAACCCUCAGGCAGCCGGUGGAGAGACUUCCGACAGCAGUGAUCCAGAGGAGACCCUCCACACUGCAGACCGCCGGGCCAGGAGGUGGAGAAGGGCCCGGGUGGGCCCAGAGGAGUCAAACAGGGGUCUGCCUUCACCCAGUGCCUAUCCGCCGGCUCUGCACACAGCUCAGGUGUCAGACAACGUGUCAGAGACUGACAUCAGCAAUGAGGCUCAGAAUUCCCGGUCCAGCACAGACUCUGCAGAGGAGAAGCUGAGAAACAGACUGUACGAGUUAGCCAUGAAAAUGAGCGAAAAGGAGACUUCUUCUGGGGAGGACCAGGAGUCCGAGUCCAAGACCGAACCGAAGAAUCAGAAGGGGAGUCUCUCUUCUGAGGAGAACAACCAGGGUGUCCAGGAGGAGCUGAAGAAGAAGUGUUCUGCUGUUUCUCUCUGCAACAUCUCCACAGAAGUCCUGAAGGUCAUCAAUGCUACUGAGGAGUUGAUCGCAGAGUCUGCAGGGCCCUGGGAGAUCCCCCCAGUCUCUACUGACAGAGACAAUGGGAUGUUUCCUCUUGGAACAGACCAAAGGAGCCUGGACAAGCAGCUGACUUCCUUGGAAGAAAACGUGUACCUGGCAGCAGGCACGGUGUACGGGCUGGAGGGUCAGCUGAGUGAGCUGGAAGAUGCUGCCCGCUGCAUCCACAGCAGCACGGGUGAGACAGAACUGGCAGAUCUGGAGGACCAGGUGGCUGCAGCUGCAGCCCAGGUGCACCACGCAGAGCUCCAGAUCUCUGACAUCGAGAGCCGCAUUUCAGCCCUGACCAUCGCUGGCUUAAACAUAGCGCCAUGUGUGCGUCUCACAAGAAGACGGGAUCAGAAGCAAAGGAGUCAGGUACAAACUAUAGACACGUCGAGGCAGCAGAGGAGGAAACUACCUGCCCCUCCUGUGAAAGCUGAAAAAAUUGAAGCAUCUUCUGUGACCCCCAUUAAGACAUUUAACCGCAAUUUCCUUCUACAAGGCUCCUCCACAAACAGGCCCACGGCAAGUACCAGUAACACCAAGGACUUGAUGGAGCCUGUUCUGGAGUCAGCUGUGAUGUACUAAAGUCCGGAACUCCGCACACAGCCAGUGACCCACUGCCUCCGGCCGUACACGACAGUGCCUUGACCCAACAGCCAUCGAGUACUGUGUGGAUUUCCACUGAGGCGAGGGCCAGGGGGAGGAGGGGCUGCAGUGCACUGCUGCACGGGGCUGUCCUGAUACCUCACCCAGAAGGCCUUCUCAGUCUGCAACACUGAGGUCUUGCCCACUCUCUGCCUUAGGCUCCCAGGGGAAUCUGAGACCGAAUAUCAGGACGCUGGCUUCCAAUAGCAGAGCUCUGUGUUCAGAAGAUGCAUUGUGCCAGUUUAAUUUGCUCCUGUGUGCUGUCUUUACCAGCCCUAUGUGUUUUUAAUCCCUUUAAUCCCCAUCACCAGUUCAUCCAAUAGAAAGCUUCUAGUGAGGAAUUGGGGGCUAGGAAGGUGGGGGUUAGUACCAUCACUGAGCCUUUCUUGUCACCUCCUAACAGACGCUAAGAGCAGGGGGCCAUAGAAACAGUCUCAUUGGGAAAUGCUUGACCACCUCCAGCUAAGCCCCCAGCCCCCAGCCCCCAGCCCUAUGCUUCUGUCCUCCCCACUGCUUGGCAACCACCAGAUGAAAAGCUCUGAUCCACCAAUGCCAUACCCAGGUCUCUCUGAAACCAUGUCUCAUUCUGAAUUCGGGGGUUUUUGCAUGGAUUUACUGAGGGGGAGAGGGGCCUAAGGGACAACGUCACUAUUAGUCUAACUUAAAGGACAGCUUUCAGGGUCAGCAUAAUGUGGCUUGGUCAUGAAUGGGCUGUUGUAAAAUAUAACUCUGCAGGAAAAGCAUUCCCAUUCUCCAAAAUCCAUCUCCUGCCAAAUUCAACAGGAUUCAGAAUGGCAGCAAACCCCCUUAGAGAAAAGCAGUGUGGGUUGUGAGGGACGCAGAGGUGGCCCUCACCCCAAAUUUCGCUGUUUGUUUCACGGCAGGGGCUGGAAUAAAUGCAUGAGUAUGUGAAGUGUAUUUACGCACACAAAUAGGUCUGACCCUGUGCCGGACUCCCUGGGGGCCUGCUGUGUGCUUCUGGGAUUUUCUGAAUCAUAGGAUGCGGUGGGGAGAGGGUAAAGGAGGGAGGCACAGGAGUGGCCAUUAGUGCUGGCUCUGAAGGACACGGUGUGCCCAGUUCUGUCUAGUGUCUCUCUCUUAUGGCUUUCCAGAAUCCAUAACUAAAGGUCAGACCAGUGAACUUGCUGAAGCCAUACAUGUGAGCUGGUUCUAACUGGAAUGCCCCCACCCCCAGAAGCCCAGCCCUGUCUUCCCUUCCGAGUUCUCUGGUUCUCCCGUGCAUCCCCAGACUUAAUUGAACUGCUCUCCCUGUGUUGUGUGCCAUUGCCACUGAAGGGGGUCCUUGUGUCUUCCCAUAAUGCUCCUGCUGAUGUGUGUGUCACCCCAGAGAAAGGACUUCAUGAAAACAGUAAAACUUUGACAUUUUACCUAGUGGGUGUGGUUCACAUUAAAACAAAAUUUAAAAAAAAAAAAAAAACAAAAAACAAAAAACAACACAACAAAAAGAUCUGACUUCCAAACAGGAUGUUUUCCCUUAGGAGGCAUGAGGCUGCCUUUGUGCUAACAGUGUUAAAAUACUCCAUUCUCUUCGGACAAAGCGUGUACUGUGUAAGCCUUGCAAAAAAUGAGAACAACGAAGAAAAAGCCUGUUUGAACUUUUAUAAGAGGUUUCCUUGUGCCAAAUAAGUACAAAGAUUUAAUUUACUAUUUAAACCAUAAACAUGUUAUAGUUCCAGAAAUUAUUUUGUCAUCAGUGAUUUUGAUCUUUAGCUUCAAUAUUUAUAUUUAGAUUAAUUUUUAUAAAUGAAAUAUUUUGAUGGUUGAAGAAGUCGAGGACAAGAAGGAUGCUCUCUCUGACGGCUUCUCAAUGCCUUCCUGUCUCACACACUCGGCCAAGAAUCACUGUCAAGAGAAACGACCGCGAACAAGCAGUAAAGUCACCUAUGAAAACA